Messenger RNA from Aspergillus mulundensis, 1548 nucleotides. RefSeq lists its product as uncharacterized. NCBI's taxonomy places the organism in Eukaryota, Fungi, Ascomycota, Eurotiomycetes, Eurotiales, Aspergillaceae. Gene Ontology annotation, molecular function: hydrolase activity, hydrolyzing O-glycosyl compounds; chitin binding. The coding region runs from base 1 to 1548 and encodes 515 amino acids. The transcript has 6 exons. The record is from RefSeq and is a predicted model, not a curated record. Gene Ontology annotation, biological process: carbohydrate metabolic process.
AUGAAGCUCUUGGUCUUUCUCCUUGGGCUCCUUGGGCUCUUUGCUCAAGUGUCUGCCUCCCAGUUUAGCGGUCUCCAGGUCCUUGCCAAUGCCGACAAUGAUUACACUUGCUCUCUUUCCAAGCCCUGCACUAUUGGUUGCUGCGGCCCUCUCAAUGACUUAACCGGUAAAGGUGUCUGCGGCUUUGGUCCAGAUUUCUGUGGAGAAGGAUGUACCUCGUCUUGUGACCGAAAGAGCGAGUGUGACGCUGGCUGGGGAAUGCAGUGGUCGAAUCACUCGACUUGUCCUUUGAACGUUUGUUGCAGCAAGUUUGGAUUCUGUGGUACUACGACCGACUUCUGUGGAGACAAAACUGUGGUUUCACCUCAGUGCAGCGGCACCAGCGCUCACCAACGGACCAUAGGUUAUUUUGAAGGUUGGAACAUGGAUCAGCGGAAGUGCAACACAAUGGCACCCGAAGAUAUCCCUCUUGGAAUCUACACACACAUCAAUUUCGCUUUCGCGCUCAUCGACCCAAAGACCUUUCGGAUUGCCCCCAUGGACCAGAACACCGGCUCUAGAUACCGUGCCGUCACCUCCCUCAAGAACCGGCAGCCGUCGCUGAAGGUCUGGAUCGCCAUAGGUGGUUGGGCAAUGAACGAUCCAGGAGCCACCCGAACUACCUUUUCUGAUCUUGCUGCAUCCGAGGAAAAGCAAGAUAUUUUCUUCGAGUCGCUGCUUAGCUUCAUCGUGAAUAAUAACUUUGAUGGUGUUGACUUGGACUGGGAAUAUCCUGUUACCGAUGAUCGCGGUGGAAAGCCCGAAGACUUUGGUAACUUCGUCACCUUGCUUGAGCGGCUCCGAGGUCGGUUGAAUCAGAUUCCUAGGCCGAUUGGGCUGUCAAUUACUCUGCCUGCCUCCUAUUGGUAUCUUCGAGGUUUUGACAUCAUCCGUCUUGAACAACAUGUUGAUUUUCUAAAUGUUAUGACCUACGAUAUCCACGGUACUUGGGACGGGCCUAUUGAAUCUUUGGGUCCAUACGCCCUCGCGCACACGAACCUCACGGAAAUCAAUCUGGCUCUGGAGCUCCUUUGGCGCAACAACAUCAAUCCCUCCCGCGUGAAUCUCGGUCUCGGCUUCUAUGGUCGCAGCUUUACUCUCGAAUCUCCCAACUGUAUUGCACCGGGCUGCAAAUGGAGCGGCGCCGGUAGGCCAGGUCCUUGCACAAAUACAGGCGGUGUUCUCUCGGCCACUGAAAUUUCCCACAUCCUCAAAACUGAAAAGGGUGUGACAUAUCUCGACAAGGAUGCUGCCGUACGGGUUGCCGUAUUCGACGAAGACCAGUGGGUUGCCUACGAUGAUGCGGAAACCUUGAAAAUGAAGCUAGACUUCGCCAAUAAGCGUUGCUUGGGUGGCACAAUGGUUUGGGCGGCUGACUUGGAUGAUGGCGCCCUGAUUGAUGCUUUGGGCGAGGCAAUGGGCAAAGAAAAAGCCUUUGUGGGUGACGGGCUUCCUGAUCUUGUUGGGGAUCUAGGAACUAUUAUCGAGCCGACCAACUUGCCUGCCUAA